AUGCGUGGCCAGCUUGUCCUGCAGAAGACGUACAGGCCGCACACGCAAAGCGAUCGCAAGCGCUACGUUGAGGAAGUCAAACUGGAGGCUCCGAUCAUGUUCUAUGUGACCAACCCAGAGACCUGCGGUAUCUCUCUUCGAGACGCUAUCAACAGCAGAUUCAUGAGCCUGAAGGACAGAGACGAUCCGGUUCUCGUGGAUAGAGGCCCCUCUGUAUCCAUCCGAAUCAACUGGCCUGGCUACGUGCCCUGGAGCAAGCAAAUCCCCACGAGAGACUUCCGUAGUCCUCCUCAGCCCAUAACACGUGCCAAGCUGGCUAAGGGUGUAGCCAGGGUCGUCCAACGUUUCAUCGACGACAUGCAAACACGUAACAUGGAGGAGGAUGCAGAGCCGGCCUGGCGGGUCGGGGCUCAUGGCAUCACUCUGGAUGACCUAGACCUCGUCGGUCUUCAACAUGUCUCUAUGGGCAGCUGGCAAGCUCACCUGUGCCUGCGCCCUCGCACGCAUGGUGCACAUUCUCUGCAAUAA
This is a messenger RNA of Laetiporus sulphureus 93-53, 528 nucleotides long. RefSeq lists its product as uncharacterized. The transcript has 3 exons. Bases 1 to 528 code for a protein of 175 amino acids. The record is from RefSeq and is a predicted model, not a curated record. NCBI's taxonomy places the organism in Eukaryota, Fungi, Basidiomycota, Agaricomycetes, Polyporales, Laetiporaceae.